CUUAGCGAAGCCUAGCUCAGUAAAUGAGGUCUCUUUACCCUUCAACCACGGCCUCUUUUUCCCACUCUGGCACCUUACACUAUCUACUACCCGUUCCAAAAUCAGUCAGUUUCACCUGGUUUUCAACACACUGAAUCGUAGCUUCGAUCAUCAUUAAUACCACAGAUCCGAAAAGAAUGGACCGCUUAAAUGAGGGCAGAAAAGGAUUAACUAGAUCCCGGUCAAACUCGAAAAAACCGGUUACCCGGUUACUGAGGUCAAAUUUAAAGAUUUAUACUGCCGACGUAUCACUAAGUCUCGGACAAUUUAAUAGCAAAUCAAAAAGAAAACAUGGUAGGAACUUGUAUGCUGCUACUCCGCAAAAAAGAGAACCCUACCAGCCACUGUGUGAACCGAUCACUCCCGAGCCGCUAGAUGAUCCACAACCGCCCAACAAAAAUCAGUAUGUAGAUUUUCAUAUUCAACUAAAUGAUAAGUUGAAAGAGAUUUUGGAUGCCUUGGUGAUCACGGGUGAAGAAUUCAGACAACGGGGUACUUAUUUUCAGAGAACGUAAUCUAAGUAAUACUAACUCCGGUCGUCUUUGAGAAAAGAGCAAGGCUACCCCAGUUAGUGUUUCUUAUAUUACGAAUGCUUUAUUUUCCUUAAGUUGAAGGAGAUGUUGGAUGCCUUGAUGAUCUCGUGUGAAGAAUUCAGAGCAUGGCAUUUUCAUUUCAAGUCUUUGAGAAUAGAGAAAUGCUACUUAUCCCAGUGCCUUUUAUAUUACGAAUGUUUUACUUCCAAAUAUAAAAAAAAAAUCUUGUAAUUUUAAGAUAGAUUUUAUCUUCUGAGAACGUUCUUCUCUUUAUACCAA
Messenger RNA from Nezara viridula (southern green stink bug), 851 nucleotides. The record is from the annotation of a GenBank genome assembly. Lineage: Eukaryota; Metazoa; Arthropoda; Insecta; Hemiptera; Pentatomidae.